Messenger RNA from Hippocampus zosterae (dwarf seahorse), 6840 nucleotides. RefSeq names its product DIS3 like 3'-5' exoribonuclease 2 (gene dis3l2). The coding region runs from base 61 to 3150 and encodes 1029 amino acids. The record is from RefSeq and is a predicted model, not a curated record. Gene Ontology annotation, biological process: miRNA catabolic process. The transcript is spliced from 22 exons. Gene Ontology annotation, molecular function: 3'-5'-RNA exonuclease activity; RNA binding. Lineage: Eukaryota; Metazoa; Chordata; Actinopteri; Syngnathiformes; Syngnathidae. Gene Ontology annotation, cellular component: exosome (RNase complex); P-body.
GUGACUGACUGGAUCAAGCUAAGAAUUUGUGUCCAUAACUGAGGGUCUUUUUAACGCACAAUGGAUUCUUCUCGGCCUCCAAAGAGGACCAACCCAAGACGUGAGGCGAAAGGCGGUCAAAGUGAGUUUAAAGCUCCCGGUCGCAAAGAUGCCUAUGCUCGACUUCUGAGCCAGCACCGCAGCAGCACCUUCACGAAGUUUCUGGAGCAAUAUGCCAAGGAGUCGUCCCUCCUUCGGGAAGAUAAUGGACCGCACACCCUACUUCAAGCCCAGAGUGACAAGAUGAGCAUACCUCAAGGAAAAAGGGACCUCGUAUCAAAUCAUCUCUCCGAUUCCAGUGACUUUUCCCCUUCUUCCUUAAAAGACAAAGGAGACGAGAGCUCCUUGUCAUUGUACAUGGUAAAACUAAGCAUUCAAAAUGCACAGCAAGACAGUGAGAAUAAGCCAGGUGUGUCUGAAAAGAACAGGAAGGCACAGAGAAGGGAUACUGCCACGAGCCAAGAUGGGGACAUUGAGUCGGGAGAGGAGCUAAGUUCUUUCGUCCCAAAUGACUCCAGGAAGCAACAGCGUCAGCGGAAGAAAAAUAAAGACGCAAGCAAGGAAAACGUCUCGAAGGACAUUAGUCAUUGUGUUGAAAACACCCAAGAUAAAGCCAAUUUAAACCAACUGGAACAGGAGGACGCGAAAAAGACAAAGAACAAUAAUCUGCCCAAGCUGCAAGAGGGGAAGCCAAUAGCUCUAAUUACUAAAUGUUCAGGUGACAGUCACAAUUUCAGGUCACCUCAUGAUUUAAAGAAACUACAAAAACCCACAGACAAGAAUAAGAACAAUGGGGGUAGAGGCUCAAGGAAACAAGUGUUUGAGCCCUAUAUGACCUCUGAAGAUGUUUCUCGUGGCCUUAAAAGAGGAGAACUUAUUCAGGGACAGUUACGAAUAAACCCCAAGAAGUACCAUGAUGCUUUCAUCCCAUCUCCUGAUGACACACGAGAUAUAUUUUUGGAUGGCAUAAUUGCUCGUAACAGGGCAUUAAAUGGUGACAUAGUGGUGGUGCAGCUCUUACCGCGGGAACAAUGGAAGGUUGUGAGAUCGGACACUGACUGCGAGGGAGUCGGCGAGGCAGAAGCCCAGAAGGGAAACCUGAUCCAAAAGAACAUUGCGCAAGCACAGCAUACGUCUGUGGAAGAUCAGCGUCAGUUUGCAAGCAAAGACCAUCUGGAAAACACCUCAACAUCACAGUCCAAUAGUGACGUACUUCAAAUGACUGCAAAAGUGGUGUACAUUGUUGAGAAGAAGCACUCGAGGGCUGUGACAGGCUCCCUGAAAUUUCUACCUGACAAACCUUUUGCCAUGUUCUCCCCCGUGGACCACCGCGUGCCAAGGAUUAAUGUCCCGCUGUCUGAUUGUCCAGACGAUUUUAUUUCCCGCCCCGAUGAUUACGCCAACACACUUUUCAUCUGCCGCAUCACCAACUGUCCUGCUGACAGCAACUUUGCAGACGGUCGACUGGCAAAGACGUUGGGCCAGGCUGGGGAAAUUGAGCCAGAAACGGAGGGCAUUCUGACCGAGUAUGAUGUAGAUUUUUCAGACUUCUCAGAUAACGUGCUCGAAUGCUUGCCCAAGAAUGUGCCUUGGAACAUCCCGCCUGAAGAGAUGGCCAAGAGAAAAGACUUAAGGAAGGAGUGCAUCUUCACAAUUGACCCAGCGACCGCCAGAGAUCUGGACGAUGCCUUGUCCUGUAAACCGCUUCCAGAUGGGAACUUUGAGGUGGGGGUCCACAUUGCUGAUGUCAGUUAUUUUGUGGAGGAGGGCAACGCGUUGGAUAAAAUUGCUAGCCGGCGAGCCACAAGUGUGUACCUUGUCCAGAAAGUCAUCCCGAUGUUGCCACGACUGCUUUGUGAGGAGCUAUGUAGCUUGAAUCCACUGGCUGACAGGCUUACCUUCUCCGUCAUUUGGAAAAUCACACCUGAAGGAAAGAUUCUCAGCGAGUGGUUUGGCCGUUCCGUGAUCCGCUCGUGCGUCAAGUUGAGUUAUGAUCAUGCUCAGAGUAUGAUCGAGGCCCCCGAGAAGACGUUUGCUGCUGAAGAACUGCCCCCGGUGGACCCCGAGCACCGCAUUGACAUGAUCCACCAAGCUGUGAUCAACCUGCAUUCUAUUGCCAAGAACCUCAGAGCUCAGCGUUUCUCCGGAGGAGCUCUCCGACUGGACCAGCUGAAACUCUCUUUCUCGUUGGAUAAAGAGACCAUGAUGCCCCAAGGCUGCUACAUUUACCAGUACAGAGAUAGUAACAAGUUGGUUGAAGAGUUCAUGCUGCUGGCUAACAUUGCCACAGCCCACCAUAUUUACAAAUGCUUCCCUGAGCUAGCAUUGCUCCGACGCCACCCUCCACCCAAAGCUAAGAUGGUGGAUGAGCUCCAAGAGCUGUGCGACCAGCUCGGCAUCGACAUCGACCUUUCUUCCGCUGGCGCGUUGAACAAGAGCCUACUUUCCUUUCUUGGUAAUGAUGAAUAUUCCAUUGCCCGGAAAGAAGUUCUCACCCACAUGUGCUCCAGACCUAUGCAGAUGGCGUUAUACUUCUGUUCGGGGAUGCUCCAAGAGGAAAAGCUUUUUAAGCAUUACGCCUUGAAUGUUCCUCUUUACACUCACUUUACCUCACCCAUCAGGCGCUACGCUGACAUCCUCGUGCACAGACUGCUGGCAUCUUCACUCAACUGUGGUCCCAAGUUAGCAGUCUCCACAGAAGAAGUCCACAAACAGGCUUCACACUGCAAUGAGAAGAAGACGGCAUCCAAAAGAGUGCAAGAGUUGAGCUCUGAGCUCUUCUUUGGAGUUUUCGUCAAGGACUGUGGCCCCCUGGAUUCUGAGGCUAUGGUGAUGGCCGUUUUGGAUCAGUCCUUCGACGUGCUGGUUCUGCGCUACGGAGUGCAGAAACGCAUCUACUGCAAGUCUGUCACCGGUUUGGCCUCAUUCCACCAUCGCAAGGUCGGGAAGAAAUCUGAGUUGACUCUCCUGUGGACAGCAGACGACCCACAGGAGCCUCCCUUUGAGCAGGUCAUUUCCAUCUUCACACGAGUGGAGGUGCAGCUCAAGGCAGACGGCGUGGCCACGAAAUGCUGCGCAUUGCUCAAGAGGCCCAAUGCGAUUGCGCCAUAAAUGCUUGACACGUCAUGUAAGCAGUGUUAUUGUUUUACACAUCCCUUAGCUGCAAAACACUCAGAUAUGCAGUCUGACAUUGCGACGUAUCACUUUUGAUGCUUUGUGAACUCACUAAUUAAUCAUGGCAUGCCGGUGUCGUCAAUUGAGUCGACAAAAUCGAUUAUAGAGACUGUCAUGUCAUUUCAUUUAGUGCAAUAUAUAUUUCAUCCGGUCUUAAGCUACUGAACCUUCUUUAGGUAAAAUAUCAUUAGUUGUUGUGAGUUCAUACAGCCUAUGUUUUGAUGUAUUUGGCCCUUGUAGAUGGCUUGACGAACUUUAAUUGCUUUUACUAAGACAACUAAGACAAUACAACUGGUAUUUUUUAACUUGUAUUAUUUAUGUGGCUACUUCAUUUUAAGUAGUGAAACAUGUAUGUUUCUCAUAGUACAGAUUGUGAUGUCACAAUGGAAUAUGUUUCUUGAAAAUGGUUUUGGCAAGGCUGAGACUAAGCUCAUGUAUUGUAAUGAGAUGAAUAAUUUAUUCGCUCUUUUUUUAUUAUAAGAUUUGGGAGAAACUUGAAUAUAAAUUGCUGCUGAACAUGACUUAGCUUAGCCGAACUUAGCUAACAGCGAAGUAUUUUGAUUUGUUUUGGGGUUGUUGUUUUUUUAAAUGUGGAGACUUUUAAAAAUGUUGAGAUUUUACUUUUGAAUAAGCCCCUGUCAUGCUUCAUAAGUACCGUACCUCAAUAUAGCGCAUGUUGAAUUUCAUCGAACUGUUGAUUUGAAACAGUGAUUCUUGUUUGUUUCCAGUUCAUGCCGUGUGCAAUGUUUUUGUUUUGCUUCAGCCUGAGCUUUAAAUGUGUUUUUGAGGUCCCAUGCCAUCGAAAUCAGAACGUUUUCACUGUUUUACGCAUUGGAAGUGUCACAGUGACUCUGUUACAUGGUUGGAGUUGAACAUCUAUGCGGCUUGCUAAUUGUUUGCAAUAGAUGAUAAAAGGUGAAAGCAUUUCAUGUCAGCGCUAUUCAUUCGUCAACUCGACUGUAUUUAUAGAACACUUUCAAACAACCACCGCUGUAUACAAAGUGCUGUACAUGGAGCAAAAAUAAUUCAUUAAAAAAAUCAAACAAACAUUAUAUGAAUAACAAAGACCGUAGAAAGCACAAAACAGUCAAACUAAACCUCUUGUCUCGUGCUGAGUCAUGAGCAGCAGCAUUCUGGACCAACUGGAGACGCUUAAUGGAGGAUAGGCUGACUCCAAAGUAAAAGGUUCCAAGAAUGAAUGGGCGGAUGACCUUCUGGACCAAAGUUCCAACAGAUUUUGUUGCCGUCUUUGAUCAUCAGAAUUCACAGCGCUGCUGUGGCCACGCCCUUUGCUGAAACGUGAAAUUUCGAGCAUGAUUCAACUGGAUCUGGCCAGUGCACUUGGUGGCAGAACGAUAAAAUGUAAAAGGUAUUUCUUGUCACCACUCGGUGGUGCUAUGUGGCAAACAAAAUACUGUAACACAGGCGUCUUCAAGUCAUAACUUGUUACGUGGGAAUUUUGAGGAGCAUGUAGAAGGGAGUUAUUAAACAAUAACAGGCUUAACAAUGUGGCAUGGGACUUUUAAGUUCAAGAAAAAAAAUGAUUUACUUGACAUAUAACCGAAUUCUGUAGAAUUUUUUAUGAUCUGUUUCAUAAUGAGCAAAUUUAAACAGCUUUUUUUUGUUGCAGUGUCACUGCCAUGUGUGACUUUAUUUUUGCCAGUGUUCAAAGUGCAGUUGUGUUCCUCCUAAGUGCUUGGCUCUUUUCCCAGGAGCCAUUUUUACACCUGUAUUGGAUUGAUUGUAAAUAUGACAUAAAGCAGCAAUAAAGAAAGCUGCACACGGAAAGACUGAUCGUUGAUCUUUUGGAGAAAUAAAAAUACUUGGAAAUGCAUUGUCCGUAUCGCUUUACAAAGAGAGAGCGCAUUCUCGUUUUGAUAACUUGAGUGCCGACGGUUGACGAUCACGUGUGGUGAAAUGCUACACGAGAUGAUUUCCACAUCUGAGAUGUUUGAGACUAGACAUGGAAGAAGUCUCAAAUAUUACAUCGUGAAAAUGGGUGAUGCUGAUAAAAGGGUGUGUCAAAGUUGUUUGACUUGGAAGUACAAUAGUUGAAGUGUGUAUAAAGUUAUUCAACCGCAUUAUUUUAGUUUUUAAUGAACCCUCUUGCCUGCCCACCAAUUGCUAUCCCAACUGAAUUUUGCAGGUGUUCGCUUCACACUUACAGUACAAUACAGCAUUAUUUGUAUCCAGGAUAGUGCUUUUUCGACAGCGGCAGCUUAUAAUUUUUUAUUUUCAACAAACGCCAAUGUGUUUAUCUGUGGCAUGUCGACCAGGUGCACCCCACAAACGUUACACAAGAUACACUUUGCAUUCUAGCGUCAUAAUAAACAUACGCGGGUCAAAUAUCCAAUUUUUGUAGCCCACGUCAACAUGAUCCAGCGAGGUAUAUUGUCACCACACCGACUGUAAGCGCUCCAGACAUUGACCAUUCAUCUUUUGGUUUGCCAACAACCAUUGGCCCAGUAGCGCGAGGAACGGAAUUGCUUUUAUUUGAUGUUUAUUUUGCGUCAAUUUAAAUCUGGUUGCCUUGACUGUGUCCGUGCUGAUAACAGUAGCGGCGUCACCACUUGGAAAAAUACACCCCGGCAACCUAUGCUUGAUUGACGGUUACGUCAGCAUGUACUUAAGAGUGUGAAGUAUACUUUCAACCGAGUACAGUAAAGCAAACUUAACAUAAAUCUCUCGCGUUUACCAAACAGAUAAUGAGCUCACUGAUAAAGCACCACAUGGAUGCUCCCCGAAGAGAGCAAUGAUUCCCUCUCUGUUGAUUUGUUUUAUCUCCUAUUUACAUCUUUAUUGCCUAGACAAUCUGAGAGAUUCCUGAUGGGCACGCCUCGUAGACCCCACCAGGGUCCAAAGUCUGCAUAUAAAUUCACCAACACACUCCGUUUGAACCCAGUAAAUUCACAAUGCCCACAAGGAGCUUUCAAUAAAAGCCACAUUUACACCCACUUGCAUGUCAUGAUGCCAACUGGGUUUGUACAAUUGACUCAAAGUUUGAGCUGAGCCAAUAAACACAAGCAGUUAUUUGAAUCUUUUAGCGCGUCAUCGCGAUACGGUAUUUCAGUCGAUGUCAUUGUAUCGAGAUCACCAAAUGGACGUGACCUCUCUUGUAAGCCUCUUAUUAUAAAAUGCGUGACACGAUCAAUCUAAUGUAACUGGCCACCUUCUACCCUACUUCCUUCUGGGCCUGUCGGUACAAAGUCAAAGUGUCAUAAAGUUUAUUUGCCCCGGGAGUUUCCUCGCGCUCCACAGUGGGACGGUGUGAACAUAGAGAGCAGCUCUCAACAGGAGACUAAACGAAGGGAUUUCACAAAGAAGACCGAUACAAGAAUUGAAAAGGUACCCCGCCGGUUACAUUUGUUUUGUCAGUGUGAGAAGAUUGAACAGAACUGCUGAUCAAGUGUACUGCGAACUGUUGGCUCGAUUUAACUGAUGUAUACAUUUUGGGUUCGAGGUUUGCUCGCCAAAUGAAACUGGUUGAUUAUUAUCCCGCUUGUUCUGUAUUUUGGAUGCUAGGAACACUGCAAAUCGGUGAUGCUGAGAAAGGUAAGGCCGGAAAACCCGACGCUUUAUGGUUAUCCAAGAAUUGCUGUAGAUGACAACAACAACAACAAAAAGAAA